Myzus persicae (green peach aphid) is the source of this 1395-nucleotide messenger RNA. RefSeq names its product ubiquitin-like domain-containing CTD phosphatase 1 (gene Ublcp1). Gene Ontology annotation, molecular function: phosphoprotein phosphatase activity; protein binding. The coding region runs from base 182 to 1282 and encodes 366 amino acids. Lineage: Eukaryota; Metazoa; Arthropoda; Insecta; Hemiptera; Aphididae. The record is from RefSeq and is a predicted model, not a curated record. The transcript is spliced from 5 exons. Gene Ontology annotation, cellular component: nucleus.
ACAAAUCACAAUAACAAUAUUCAGAUUUAUUGUGUAUUUGCGUUGUGUUGUGCUUGUACAAUUUUGUUAAUGUUUUGUAUUCAUCAUAGGCACCUAUUCGACCGGAGGUUUAUUCGAACAAAAUGAUUUGAAAUCUCAAAAUUCGUUCUCUGGAAGAAAUCUCGUGGAAUACAAUUUUCAAAUGCUCGCCCCAUCGCUGGACACCCUAACUAAAAAUAUGGAAUGUGAAGAGCAAUCUACGACCAGUUCGUUGGACAUUGUAAUAAAAUGGAAUGGUAACGAUUACGAUGUAAAAAAUUUGAAUACAAACAGUGAUGUGAAAACGUUGAAAGAAGAAAUAUUUAAAUGUACUGGCGUGCGGCCAGAAAGACAAAAACUUACCAACUUAAGAAUUUCAGGUAAAAUGGCUCCAGACGAAUGUUUGUUGAGUGCAAUAAAUAUUAAAUCUGGAACCAAAAUUAUGAUGGUUGGUUCAAAAGAAGAAGACAUUGCAGAAGCUAGUGUGGUUCCUCCUAAAAGAGAAAAAGGCAGAAAAUGUAAAAGCUAUGAUUCAGAAGAGUUUGAUGAAGAACGUGUUGAUAAAAUGGAAAUACAUUUAGCUAAAGUUCAAAAUAGGGUUGAUAAUUAUGAGAUUAAAAUGCUCAAUGAUCCUAGACCUGGCAAAAAACUGUUGGUACUUGAUAUUGAUUAUACUCUGUUCGAUCACAGAUCAGCAGCAGAAAGUGGAUUAGAACUUAUGAGACCAUAUUUACAUGAUUUUUUAGAAUCUGCCUACGAACAAUAUGAUAUUGUAAUCUGGUCAGCAACUGAUAUGCGUUGGAUAGAACGUAAAAUGGCUGUUUUAAAUGUAGCUAAUAAUGUUGCGUACAAAAUAAUGUUCUACUUAGAUAAUGCUGCAAUGAUUACUGUUCAUACUCCUAAAUAUGGAGUGGUUUCUGUCAAACCAUUAGGUGUAAUAUGGGGUAAGUUUCCAGAAAACUAUAAUAAACAUAAUACAAUUAUGUUUGACGAUAUUCGUCGAAAUUUUUUGAUGAAUCCAAAAAAUGGUCUGAAAAUUCGUCCAUUUAGAGAGGCCCAUCUAAAUUGGGAAAUGGACAAAGAAUUAUUGCAUUUGUCUGUGUAUUUAUAUGAAAUUGCCAAAAUUGAUGAUUUUACUAAACUUAAUCAUAGAAAUUGGGAAAAAUUCAUUAAGAAAGCACAAUACAAAAAAGAAAAACGACAUAAAAGAGAUAGAACUGACAACAAUGAACCUAAACCGCCUGAUUCUCAACCAAAAUUGUGAUGUAUCAAAUGAUAAUGUGUAUUUAUAUAUAUUUUGAUCUAAAUAAGAAAAUUUAUUGUACAGCUAAUUUUUUUUUAUGAUAAUUUAAUAUAAUAAAUUUAAUUUGGCUAAUA